GCGGAGCAUAUCCAGGUAUCCGUUCCAUGUUCCAUCUCAGGAGUCAGGACACGCCCUCACAUCGCGCCCGAACUCCGGAGCAUGCUCUCCCCACCCGCCGCCGGCGGGCGCUUCCGCGUGGGGGGAGCUAUCCCCUGGAGGCUCCGUCCGCGCUCCUGCCUGGCGUCGCCGCCGGCCUCCAGCGGCGGCGGCGGCGGCGAGCCUGAAAAGGCGAGGCCUUUGCUCGUGGAGCGGUACCGGGACGGCGUCACCAAGAGAUAUAUGUCGGAUGGCAAUUCUAAGCUGCAAAUUCGUUUGGAGAAGCAUGAAUCUUCGGUGAACGCAGUGGAAAAUGAGCAUGCGGAUUCUUUGAUCCCCCAGGCUGUUAGGGACUUUGUACUUCCAGCGGGGUUUCCAGAAUCUGUUACGGUUGACUACCUGGAGUAUAUGCUAUUGCAGUUCCCAACAAAUGUGACAGGAUGGAUCUGUCAUGUACUAGUUACAUCAAGUCUGCUGAAGGCUGUAGGUGUGGGGUCCUUUACAGGAACUUCGGCAGCUGCAUCUGCUGCUGCUAUCAGAUGGGUAUCGAAGGAUGGCAUAGGAGCCUUUGGGCGUCUUCUCAUUGGUGGACGCUUUGGAACACUUUUUGAUGAUGACCCAAAGAAGUGGCGGAUGUAUGCCGAUUUCAUUGGAAGUGCUGGAAGCAUCUUUGAGCUCAUCACUCCGCUGUAUCCAGGUUACUUCCUCCCACUUGCAUCAUUGGGGAAUCUUGCAAAGAUUUUUAAGCAGGCUGUAGCAAGAGGAUUUAAAGACCCUUCCUUUCGUGUGAUCCAAAAUCACUUUGCAGAAUCUGGAAAUCUAGGGGAGGUUGCUGCAAAGGAGGAAGUAUGGGAAGUAGGAGCCCAGCUGAUAGGCCUUUCGAUCGGAGUACUUAUAAUGGAUACAUCAGGUGUAAAGUCAUCAUACUUAACUCUUACUCUAACAUGGCUGAGUAUUCGUCUUCUACAUCUCUGGCUGCGCUAUCAGUCCCUAUCAGUUCUCAAGUUCCGCACAAUAAAUCUAAAACGUGGUCGGAUACUUGUGAGAUCACAUGUCGCACAACAUACAGUUCCUGGUUAUGUUGUUUGCAAUGAGGAAGAAAACAUUUUAACAUGGGAGAGAUUCUUGCAUCCGCAAAUUUCUUUUGGCGUGCCCAUGGAAAGAAUGCUUGGCGGUGAGGAAUCCAGUGACAUGGUGGAUAGAUUAUUGAAGUUGUACAAGAAUGAGAAGUAUGUCCUCUUUGUUGAGCAGUUUGGAUCAAGGGAACCAAAAUUUCUUGUUGCGUUCAAGGAAUCGGCUACCAGCAUUUCAGUCCUAAGAAGCCUCUGGCAGGCACAUUGGCUUCAAAAAAAUCUGCAAAACCAGGAUGAUGUUUUCUCGUGGUUAGAGGAUAGCAUUCUUGCAUUAGAGCAUGGAUUUACGGACUUCCUUGAGCAAAUGGAAAGAGCUGGCUGGGAUCAGAACCAAAUCAUUUUGAAAGUGCCAAAAGAACCAGUUUUGGUGUCAGAAUACCUGAACCAAGAUGUUUAAGAUACUACUGUUGCUUAGUAAUUCCCUCCUGACAUACUCUCCGGCGGCAGCCAACUUGUUCCUUUUAGUGGUUUUAGGGUUCAGCCGGUGCUAACCUAGAGACGAUAUUGAAAUUUCUUUUCCAAAGCAUGAUCUUGACCUGCUGAAUCAAUUGCAACUGCCAACUGAACAUUGGAUAUUUGGAUAUCAGCCAAGAUUCUCAUGUGGGUGAUGCUUAGUGAUCUAACAAUCCAUAUUGUAAGAAACUAUGUUUGGCAUAUGACCAGAUGUUUACAGUUUACGGUGUGAAAAAUGGAAAUGCCAUCAUUAACGCAUAGCUGCUUGUGUGCUGUGCAAAGGCCCUCCAA
Molecule: messenger RNA, 1895 nt
Organism: Panicum hallii
Lineage: Eukaryota; Viridiplantae; Streptophyta; Magnoliopsida; Poales; Poaceae
Product: protein root UVB sensitive 5
Exons: 15
Coding region: 82-1548 (488 amino acids)
Source: RefSeq, a predicted model, not a curated record